AUGUCGCAGCAACUUCGUCCGCUGGUCCCGCGGACAGCCCCGGAUCAGCAGAAUCCUAAUACUCCAGAUAGUGGAAGUAAUGGUUCCAAAAGACAACUCGUAUCUCGUCGAAAGCAUACCCCUACAGCUUGCGGUCUCUGCCGUAGAAGAAAGACAAGGUGUGAUGGAGAGCGUCCCAUCUGCUUUGCGUGUAUCCACCACGGCCGUUCAGCAGAAUGCACAUAUGAGACGAAGCCCGCAGAGACACAAAGUCAAGCUUUGAAGCGCAAGUAUAGUGCCGCAGAAGGCGAAAACACUGUCCAUCGUAGAUUCGUCGACAUCCUUCGGUCCUACCCAGCUCAAGAUGUCAACAACAUUCUCGGCCGUCUUCGUGGCGGCGCUAGCGUCGAUGAACUAGUUAGACAUAUCGAAUCAGGAGAUAUGCUCCUGGAGCUCUCGGUGGCACCAGAGCAAUACCACAGUCAUCACCAGGAACCGGAUCCCUCGCUUUGUACAAUGCUCCAUAUCACACAGCUACUAUGGUCAGCACCCUACUUGACACUUGCGAACCAUCAAAGUGAACGACAGUAUCGACAGAUGACGAGCUGCUCAGAGAAAUCCUUCGUCGUUAUUUUACUUCUGUCUACAUGUUUCUUCCCUUCUUUCAUAAAGACUAUUUCUUAUAUGAUAUGGCGCGCGGAAGAAAUCGCUUCUGUUCUUCUUUACUCGUUAAUGCAGUCCUGGCGUCUGGUUGUAGCAUGUCCGACGCUGCCGGAUCGUCACGAGUUUUCCAACCCUUCAUUACUACAAUACAAGUUCUUAUUAGAAGCGCGUCGUCUACGAGAACUUGGAGUCGGUGAAAGCAGCAUCACUGGGAUUCAGACCGAUAUGAUUUUACAUCUUGAACACGGUAUGAAUGGUCAAGAUAAGCUGGGAUGGUCUCUCUGCAUUGCGGCUGUAGCUUCGGCGCAAGAAUUGGGACCCUUUGAUGAUUAUACUCCGACUAUGAGUAAGGCUCAAAGAACAGUACGGACAAUGGCAGCCUGGGCUCUAUUUGCCUGGCAAGGACUGCAAAGCUAUCAUCAGGAGAAACCUCCUCUUCUCACAUCACCUCCCAGUAUAUCGUUGCCUACUGGCGAGGAUGCCUUUGGGGAGAUUUGGAUAAAGUACGCCGCAUCUCACUCUCCCAUGCCAGUUCACUUCAGCAACAUCUUUAUUGCCCUGGCUAGGUUUCGAACAAUUUUAAACCAAAUUUCAGACCGUCUCAAUUCACCUGUCACUUCACAACAGGGCAUGGAUAUCAAUGAGACCACGAUGAUUUAUCGUCAGCUUCAAGAUUGGUAUACUUGGUUGCCGAGCUACCUGAACGCUCAUAAUUUGGUGUUUCCUACUCACUUCAAUCUACAUAUGCACUACUGGCUUGUUGUUGAACGCCUGUUUGCACCAUAUACUGAAAACAAUUGUUUUAACAUUCUCGCCACCAGUCAUGGUGACGACGGGUAUGACUUGUUUGGAGUUCUCAUCGCUCAACACGUGGCAUUCUCGGCUCUUGCAACAAUGCAGCAAGUUGCAGACAGAACUUUGAAAGAAAUCAAUGACUCAGACGCCCUGAUAUCCGCCUGCAUUCUUCGGGGGCAAGGCCGAAUGUCCACCUUAAGCGAUAUUGUACUCAAGGUCUUGUACAAAAGUGCCCCUCUAGACCUGGCUAGCAAGAUAUCUAGAUUCACAAACGUCGGCGAGGACGAUAACUCACUGACACCUUUCAUGCCCUUACAGGCUGAGUGGCCAAUUUAUGUCGGUCAAGUCUCUCAGAAAGAUGAGCGCAGGCUUGGGAAUUUGUUCCGCGCGAUUAGUGAACUGUCUGCAGAUAACAGAGAUAGCGAUGAGGAGGAAAUUGUGGACUUUGUUUGA
Messenger RNA from Fusarium venenatum, 1890 nucleotides. The record is from RefSeq and is a predicted model, not a curated record. NCBI's taxonomy places the organism in Eukaryota, Fungi, Ascomycota, Sordariomycetes, Hypocreales, Nectriaceae.